Molecule: messenger RNA, 1274 nt
Organism: Doryrhamphus excisus (bluestripe pipefish)
Lineage: Eukaryota; Metazoa; Chordata; Actinopteri; Syngnathiformes; Syngnathidae
Gene: masp2
Product: MBL associated serine protease 2
Molecular function (GO): serine-type endopeptidase activity; calcium ion binding
Source: RefSeq, a predicted model, not a curated record
AAGAUAUUGAUGUCUAGUUCCUCUGACAUCUGCGACCGAGGGAGGUGGGCUAUGACGACACUGGUAAUGUGCCUGUCGCACUUUGUUUACCUAACUGUCAGCUGGACAUGACACGCGGGUUCAAUUACCCAAAGAGCACCGAGCUGAGGGGGAACCAAUUCAAUAGACACAAAACAUCUGAGGACUGUGAUGCCACAACAUGAGCAGUGGCGGCUGUGUAUUUGUCCUAUUUUCCCUCUUCCGUGUCUUGCUGGGUGUGGAAAUGACAGGCAUAUAUGGAAACUUCACCUCCCCCAACUUCCCCCAGCCAUACCCUGAUAACGCUCACAUGGUGUGGAACAUCAGCAUCCCACAGGGCCACAGGGUCAAACUCUACUUCACCCACUUCAGCGUUGAACCCUCCAACCUGUGCGAGUAUGACUACAUCCAGGUUUUGGCGGAGGGAAACGAUACCGUGCGUUUCUGUGGAGAAGAAGCAAAGCACCAUGAAAGCAGCCCGAGGAACACCGUCAUCCUGUCAGCCGGCAACCGCAUGUCAGUGGUCUUUAGGAGUGACUACUCUAACGAGGAGCGAUUCACCGGCUUCCAAGCGUUUUACACCUCAGAAGAUGUCAACGAGUGUCAGUCCAGUGUGCACAUGGACAGAGUGUGCGACCAUUUUUGCCACAACUACAUCGGCGGGUACUACUGCACAUGCAGACCAGGAUACCUGCUCCAUCAGAACAAACGAUCUUGCACAGUACCGUGCCACAGCCAGGUGUUGAGAAACACGACAGGGAUGCUGACGAGUCCGGGUUACCCAAACACAUACCCACCUAUGAGUCACUGCAGCCACACCAUCCAACUUCCGAAGGGCUAUGAAAUAACUCUGGACUUCAAGGAGCCCUUUGACAUCGAGGAACACCCAGAUUUCCCAUGUCCAUACGAUAUGUUAAAGAUUUUGACAGCUGGACGAGAGUACGGACCCUUCUGUGGAUCGACAUCACCAGGCCGCAUCGAAACAGGAAGUCACCAAGUGAAGAUAACAUUUACAUCUGACAUGAAUGGCAAAAACAAAGGAUGGAAGAUCACGUACAACGGUACAAAUGCUGCAUCGCUCCCUAUUGAAUAGGCCUUACCAUAAUUGUUAUUUUACCAUCAUAUUCUGUCCAAUAUAAACUCAGAUAAUUCUGUAAUUACAAAAAAAUUGACAUUGACAAUGUAAAAAUAAAACUCAAGAUGAACCAUUCCAUAGCUUAUUCCACACACGUUUCAUCACUUUGUGACUUUAAAUU